This is a messenger RNA of Gadus morhua (Atlantic cod), 2970 nucleotides long. It is a transcript of the gene kat5b, whose product is annotated as K(lysine) acetyltransferase 5b. The coding region runs from base 83 to 1819 and encodes 578 amino acids. The transcript is spliced from 15 exons. The record is from RefSeq and is a predicted model, not a curated record. Gene Ontology annotation, cellular component: NuA4 histone acetyltransferase complex. Lineage: Eukaryota; Metazoa; Chordata; Actinopteri; Gadiformes; Gadidae. Gene Ontology annotation, biological process: double-strand break repair via homologous recombination; regulation of DNA-templated transcription. Gene Ontology annotation, molecular function: histone H4K16 acetyltransferase activity.
UCUGUCAGCUCUCAACGCCUAUACUAUUGGCGCGGCGGCCUUUUCCCACAACCCCCCGCGGCCGCCCUCACACAGGACCAAAAUGGCGGACAGCGCAGCAUCGGUUGAAAUCGUUGAGGGCUGCCGCCUUCCAGUUCUUCGCAAAAACCAGGAGAAUGAGGACGAGUGGCCACUGGCCGAGAUCCUCAGUGUCAAGGACAUCGCUGGGAGGAAGCUCUACUAUGUCCAUUACAUCGACUUCAACAAGCGUCUGGACGAGUGGGUCACCCCCGACCGGUUGGACGUCAAGAAGCUCCAGUUCCCCAAGAAGGAGGCCAAGACGCCCACCAAGAACGGGCUGCCCGGCUCGCGGCCCGGCUCCCCGGAGAGGGAGGGGGUGAGGGCCGCCCCCGCCCCCCAGGACGGCCAGGCCGGCAGCGUCCCGGGCCGGGCCGCGUCCCAGAGCGGCGAGUCCUUCUCCGUCAGACCGUCCCAGGUGGCCACCCGGAAAAGUCUCGAUCUUAACCUACAAUCAGCCACAGCGCCGUCCAGAGGCAAAACCCUCCCCACACCGAAACGGAAAGCGGAGUCCGCCUCGCUGGCGACGCAGGCGUCCCCGGCGACCCCGGUGCCGUCGCUGCCGGACUCGGCCGAGGCCUCACAGGGGUCAGCGUACCCGGCAGGACGCCACGGCAACGCCUUCAACAACAAGGGGCGGGACGACCAUGACCCGCUGUCCCUGCUCACCACGAACGGCACGGCGCGCCGCCUCAUCCCCUCGCAGCCCGGCAGGAAGAGGAAGGCCAACUGCGGAGGAGGCGAUGAGAUGGUGAAGGUCUUCCAGUACGCCAGCCCCCGGUGUGCCAACGUGUUUCAACCACAAGCCGAGGACUCUCAGGACAGCUCGGACGGCGUUCCCACGGCGCCCCGUAUGACGGGCAGCCUGGUGUCAGACCGUAGUCACGACGACAUCGUGACGCGGAUGAAGAACAUCGACUGCAUCGAGCUGGGCCGCCACCGUCUCAAGCCCUGGUACUUCUCCCCGUACCCCCAGGAGCUCACCGCGCUGCCCAUCCUCUACCUCUGUGAAUUCUGCCUCAAGUACCUCAAGAGCCUCAAGUGUCUGCAGAGGCACCUGACUAAAUGCAAUCUUCGUCAUCCUCCCGGCAACGAGAUCUACCGGAAAGGCACCAUUUCCUUCUUUGAGAUCGACGGCAGAAAAAACAAAACGUACUCCCAGAACCUCUGCCUGCUGGCCAAGUGCUUCCUGGACCACAAGACGCUGUACUACGACACGGACCCCUUCCUGUUCUACGUCAUGACCGAGUACGACGCCAAGGGCUUCCACAUCGUGGGCUACUUCUCCAAGGAGAAGGAGUCCACAGAGGACUACAACGUAGCCUGCAUCCUCACGCUGCCCCCCUACCAGCGCCGCGGCUACGGCAAGCUGCUCAUCGAGUUCAGCUACGAGCUGUCCAAGGUGGAGGGCAAGACGGGGACGCCGGAGAAGCCGCUGUCGGACCUGGGCCUGCUGUCGUACCGGUCCUACUGGUCCCAGACCAUCCUGGAGAUCCUCAUGGAGCUGAAGCCGGACAACGGGGAGCGGCCCCAGAUCACCAUCAAUGAGAUCAGCGAGCUGACCAGCGUGAAGAAGGAGGACGUCAUCUCCACGCUGCAGUACCUCAACCUCAUCAACUACUACAAGGGUCAGUACAUCCUGACGCUGUCCGAGGACAUCGUGGAGGGCCAUGAGAGGGCCAUGCACAAGAGGCACCUGCGCAUCGAUCCCAAGUGUCUGCACUUCACCCCCAAAGACUGGAGCAAGAGGGGCAAAUGGUAGAGGCCCCGGCAGAGGGCCUCUGGAUCUCUCUUCACCCCGCUGUAACUGAAACGUUAGAUGAGCUCCAGACCCACAGGUCAGGGAGGCAGUAUUCAGAACCUUCUACCUCUGGAGAUAUGAACACCUUGGGGUGCGCCGUCUGUGUCGUGCAUUUCUCAGUUUUUAAAAAAAGAACUAGCGUAGAAUUCUAGGUGAACACUAAAUAUUGGAAAGGUUCCCCACCAGGGUGGGGAGCCUUUAUGCCCGGUUGGGGAACCUUUACGCCCGGGCGUGGAACCUUUACGCCCGGGCGUGGAACCUUUACGCCCGGGCGUGGAACCUUUACGCCCGGGCGUGGAACCUUUACGCCCGGGCGUGGAACCUUUACGCCCGGGCGUGGAACCUUUACGCCCGGGCGUGGAACCUUUACGCCCGGGCGUGGAACCUUUACGCCCGGGCGUGGAACCUUUACGCCCGGGCGUGGAACCUUUACGCCCGGGCGUGGAACCUUUACGCCCGGGCGUGGAACCUUUACGCCCGGGCGUGGAACCUUUACGCCCGGGCGUGGAACCUUUACGCCCGGGCGUGGAACCUUUACGCCCACAGUGAGGUUCUGGGGGGGGAGGGAUCGGAGCCCACAGAUAGGCUCAGGGGACGUUCGUCGUAUGCGAUAUUGGUUUUCUAGGGUUCAGUUGUGUGCGUUGGUUUUCUAGGGUUCAGUUGUGUGCGUUGGUUUUCUAGGGUUCAGUUGUGUGCGUUGGUUUUCUAGGUUACAGUUGUGUGCGUGUUUAUCGCUCGCUGAAGACAACUGUAUCUGUGAGAUUGGACGACUCAAACCCCCGAUAAACUUUCAACUGUAAUUAUUGUACAUACUGAAAUCGUUUUGUAAAAAAAAAAAAGCCAUGUUGAGCUGUUCAGAAUGUAUAUUAUGUGUACAGUUAUCUAUACAUACUUUUUUGUAAACUAAUGUGGCAUAGUAUUUGAUUUAAAGACUAUUUUGUGAUUUUAGGAACAUAUGUUUGUUCUUCUUUCCAAGUUCUGUUCAAGUCUGUUCAAGAAAGUGAAUGUGUUGUUCCAACCGAUUUUGAACUUUCUAAAUUUGGUUCCAGUAGAAAAAAUAAACGAUUUUUCAUUUUUUUUUUCAGUCUUGGAUUAAAAAAAUUUGAUUGUGU